AUGUCAAUUUUGCAACCCCUCCCGCUAGCCCUGAAAGCCAGCCAUACCCAGCUGUGGCAGACGGGCAACAGCUUCGACUCGUACCAGGCAGGUCAUCCGGAUUCCCCCUUAACUUGCACAUACUCUCCGCGGACUGCCAGUCCCGUCGAGCUCGCACCCUAUCUCCCAUCAAACCCUCGCCUGAACCGCAUCAAGGACAAGGCUUGGAAGAUGCAAGCUGCGCGUCUCAGCCAUGUCGAGUCCGAGGUCACGGAAGCUGGAUCCGGUUCUGAAGCUGACGUGUCUUCCACGUCGCCGUCUCUUCGCCGUUUCCGUCACAAAUUCCUACAGAUGCAUAAAACGAUGCAGUCUAAGGAUGAUGACGCAGAUAGUGAGGGUUCUGGGAACGAGGACGGCCUUGACGGGCUAGAAUCUCCACACUGUGAAGAGAUCUCCCCUUCACUUCCGGAUGAUGAGGCUUCAGAUUCGGAAGACGAUGAUUUCCAUGUUGUUCACCAAGUUCGCAAGCGUCGCAAGGUCGGCAGUGGUUGA
Cordyceps militaris CM01 is the source of this 531-nucleotide messenger RNA. RefSeq lists its product as uncharacterized. Lineage: Eukaryota; Fungi; Ascomycota; Sordariomycetes; Hypocreales; Cordycipitaceae. The transcript has 3 exons. Bases 1 to 531 code for a protein of 176 amino acids. The record is from RefSeq and is a predicted model, not a curated record.